GCUGCCGGGCAGAGGAGCAGAGAGGACUGAAGACAAGACACCCCAGAAUCAGGAGCCCCCCUCAGGAAACAGGAGUCUGCGUCCCAGCAGCUUCUAGUUUCUGCAGCAGUUUGGCACCUCCGCUUGGCAGGAUGCGCGUGGUGGUCAUUGGAGCCGGGGUCAUCGGGCUGUCCACUGCCCUCUGCAUCCACGAGCGCUACCACUCAGCCCUGCAGCCACUGGACAUGCAGGUCUACGCGGACCGCUUCACCCCGCUCACCACCACAGACGUGGCUGCCGGCUUCUGGCAGCCCUACGUCUCUGACCCCGGAAACCCACAGGAGGCGGACUGGAACAAGCAGACCUUUGACUAUCUCUUGAGCCACGUCCACUCCCCCAAUGCUGAAAAAAUGGGCCUGGCCCUAAUCUCAGGCUACAACCUCUUCCGUGAAGCCGUUCCAGACCCUUUCUGGAAGGACAUAGUUCUGGGAUUUCGGAAGCUGACCCCCAGAGAGCUGGACAUGUUCCCUGAUUAUGGCUAUGGCUGGUUCAACACAAGCCUAAUUCUGGAGGGGAAGAUCUAUCUGCAGUGGCUGACUGACAGGUUAACUGAGAGGGGAGUGAAAUUCUUCCAGAGGAAGGUGGAGUCUUUCGACGAGGUGGCAAGAGGAGGUGCAGAUGUGAUUCUCAACUGCACCGGGGUGUGGGCAGGGGCCCUGCAACCAGACCCCCUGCUGCAGCCAGGCCGGGGCCAGAUCAUUAAGGUGGAUGCCCCUUGGAUGAAGCACUUCAUUAUCACCCAUGACGCAGAGCACGGCAUCUACCAGUCCCCGUACAUCAUCCCAGGGAUCCAGACAGUCACUCUUGGAGGCAUCUUUCAGCUGGGGAACUGGAGUGAACUAAACAGCAUCCAGGACCACAACACUGUUUGGGAAGGUUGCUGCAGACUGGAGCCCAUGCUGAAGGAUGCAAGAAUUAUUACUGAAUGGACUGGCUUGCGGCCAGCACGCCCCCAGAUCCGGCUAGAAAGAGAACAACUUCACAUGGGACCUUCAGACACAGAGGUCAUCCACAACUACGGGCAUGGAGGCUAUGGGCUCACCAUCCACUGGGGCUGUGCCCUGGAGGCAGCUAAGCUCUUUGGGAAGGUCCUGGAAGGAAAGAAGUUGUCCGGGAAGCCACCAUCUCACCUCUGAAGACCCCAGUGACCACAGCCCCAACCAGGACUCCCCGCUUCCCUUGGCCAACUAAUCAAUGUGCUCCUCUAUAAGCCACUGCCUACCCCUCACUCCACCCCUGGCUUCUUUCUGCAAAGAACCAUGAGGUAGGAGGAAAUCAAUUCCUGGAGAAGAGCUCAACCCAACCCGGGACCCUCCUCUGAUCACUGAGGUCUCUCUACCCUCUCUGAGUCUGACAUUACAAAGAACAGAUGGGGGGCUGUUAAUCCAAGAGUCUUCAUAAGAAAGGCUAGCUCAGAAAAUCAAAGAGGACAGCUCCCCAGAGCCACAGAAACCUGAGGAUAGUUGAGGCUAAGUAACUUGAUUACACGUCAUACUAAUAUAUUAAAGGUUCUGAAAAGCUCUGCA
Molecule: messenger RNA, 1565 nt
Organism: Lemur catta (Ring-tailed lemur)
Lineage: Eukaryota; Metazoa; Chordata; Mammalia; Primates; Lemuridae
Gene: DAO
Product: D-amino acid oxidase
Exons: 11
Coding region: 132-1175 (347 amino acids)
Molecular function (GO): FAD binding; D-amino-acid oxidase activity
Source: RefSeq, a predicted model, not a curated record